AUUUUAAAUUUAAAAAAUAAAUAAAGCUUCACAGUUUCUCCAAAAUUCUCUCCCUCUGGUUUUUCCGUUGCAGUCCCCGGGAGCUGUAGGGGAGCAGGCUGAACUGCUCGUGUUCUCCGUUGAUUCUGAAUCCUAGCCGUUGGUUUCCUUCUUCCCUCGGCCCGCCCCCUUUCUCUGUCUCUACCGUCCAUUUUGCAGACUAAAAGCUUUCCCCGCUGUUGCUUGCCUGACUUUCUUUUGCCGUCUAUGGAUGUUGAUAACCUGCUCUACUACCGUACAGUGAUAGGAUACACGCGAUUUUAUAGCCAAUUACGUUAUCCAUUUCAGUGGCGCAUGUACGAACAGUAUCAGGGAUCCAUAAAUGGAGUUUCUGAUCAAACCCUAAACCCGAAACCCUAACCCUAAUACCGGUCUCAGUUCAGGAUAUAGAGAAGAUGCUUCAUGCCUGAUGUCUGGCCUUUUUCUUCAGUAUUGACUAAAAGUUAGUGUUGGAUUUGGUUCUGGGGGAGAGGGAACUCGAGGAAAAGGGAGGUAAUGGAGGGUAAGGAGCUGAAUUUGAACAAGGAGUACAUGGGUGGAGAUGGAUUUAUUGAUAGGAGCAAAGUAAGGAUUUUGCUUUGCGAUAACGAUAACAAGAGUCUGGACGAGGUUUUCACGCUCCUCUUGAAAUGCUCGUAUCAGGUUACUUCGGUGAAGUCAGCUAGACAAGUCAUUGAUGUACUCAAUGCAGAGGGACCUGAUAUAGAUAUCAUACUUGCCGAGGUUGACCUUCCAAUGAAAAAAGGCAUGAAGAUGUUGAAGUACAUCAUGAGGGAUAAAGAGCUGCGUCGCAUUCCUGUGAUCAUGAUGUCGGCACAAGAUGAAGUCCCAAUUGUUGUUAAGUGCUUAAGGCUCGGAGCAGCAGACUAUCUUGUGAAGCCUUUACGCACCAACGAAUUAUUGAAUUUGUGGACACACAUGUGGAGAAGAAGGCGCAUGGUUUGUUUUAUAUGACUGAGCUGUUUUGAUGUUUUCUAAUCCUGUUUGCUGCCCUCUUACAAAAAUUUCAUGGCAUUAAUAUACUCAUUGUAAAGGACUUAUUAAAACAACCUUUAUCCUUCCUAGUUAUUUAUUUGCAGAAUAAAGUAGGUAUAUAGAUUUUAUUUGCAGGCUGUGUAACCAUCUUACUUAUUUUAUUUUAGGAGAUUUCUUUACAAAGUAGAAUUCUGAGGUAAAAUUUUGCUAGAGUAGCAAAUUCAUGUAGUGGCAAAAACUUGAGAAUUUGCAGUGUUUUCAAGUUCUUGUGUUGAUGAAUUUGCUAUUCUGAUUCCUCUCAUAAUCAAGUAAAAUCUGUAUACCAUUGAAAUAAGAACAAUUUUUUAUUUUUAUUGUGCCAAAGCUUUUGUAGUUAUAAGGUCAUUUAUGGAAAUCG
Messenger RNA from Carica papaya (papaya), 1411 nucleotides. The record is from RefSeq and is a predicted model, not a curated record. Lineage: Eukaryota; Viridiplantae; Streptophyta; Magnoliopsida; Brassicales; Caricaceae.